GUAUUGUAUCUUUUACCUCUUCACCUCUGUUUUCCAGUUACUACCUGUACACAUACGAUAAGAUGGUGGCUCCCAACGUUUCUCUGAGGAGGGAGGCAGAGAUGAGCCCCGAGGUGUUCGGCGCRCUGCUCAAGCAUCACUACAGCCGCAGGAUGCUGGGCCACGAAGAGCCACCAAUGGAUCUCCACGCGUCGCCUCCUGUCACGGCCGGCGCCGAGGAGGCCAAAUCCCAGAGCGUGGCGGCUGCUGCCUUGGCCACUGAGCGGGAAAGCCAAACCCAGGCAGUUUCCAUGGAGACGARCAGCCCGUGCUGCAAGAAAGCCACCCACAUCCCCUCCCACACUCCUCCUCCGGCAUCUCUUCCUCGGUCUGCGUCGAUGCUGUCGUCGGAAACGGAAGCGGCGUCUAAGGACAUGAGCGCCGCCGUCGCCACGGCGGUCGGGGGUGUGGAGGAUGACAAGGACAGGAUCGUCGUGGAGAUCAUGCAGAUGUACAGCAGGCAGCAGGAGAAGCUCAACUCCACCCUGCAGAAGCAGCUGCAGUUGGAAAUGGUGAGUUGGUGGAUGGAAACAGAAAUGAGCUGCAGAUGAACCCGACUGGAACCUUUGUUGCCAUCAUUAAAGGCGUCGUUGACGUGGAGAUGACAC
Molecule: messenger RNA, 647 nt
Organism: Poecilia reticulata (guppy)
Lineage: Eukaryota; Metazoa; Chordata; Actinopteri; Cyprinodontiformes; Poeciliidae
Source: RefSeq, a predicted model, not a curated record